AUGGACGUGGACGUGGACGUGGACAUGGACGUGGACAUGGACGUGGACGUGGACGUGGAGGACUUGGACGUGGACAUGGACGUGGACAUAGACGUGGACGUGGACGUGGACGUGGACAUGGACGUGGACAUGGACGUGGACGUGGACGUGGACGUGGUCGUGGACGUGGACGUGGACGUGGACGUGGACGUGGACGUGGACAUGGACAUUGACAAGGACGUGGAGGUGGACGUGGAGGUGGACGUGGAGGUGGACGUGGACGUGGACGUGGACGUGGACGUGGACGUGGACGUGGACAUGGACGUGGUCGUGGACGUGGACGUGGACGUGGACGUUGACGUGGACGUGGACGUGACGUGGACUGGACGUGGACGUGGACGUGGACAUGGACGUGGAGGUGGACGUGGACGUGGACGUGGACAUGGACGUGGACGUGGACGUGGACGUGGACGUGGACGUGGACGUGGAGAACUUGGACGUGGACGUGGACGUGGACGUGGAGAACUUGGACGUGGAGAUGGACGUGGACAUGGACGUGGACGUGGACGUGGACGUGGACCUGGACGUGGACAUGGACGUGGACAUGGACGUGGACGUGGACGUGGACGUGGACGUGGACGUGGACGUGAACGUGGACGUGGACGUGGACUGGACGUGGACGUGGACGUGGACGUGGACGUGGACGUGGACGUGGACGUGGAGGACGUGGACGUGGACGUGGACGUGGAGAACUUGGACGUGGACGUGGACGUGGAGAACUUGGACGUGGACAUGGACGUGAACGUGGACGUGGACGUGGACGUGGAGGACUUGGACGUGGACAUGGACAUGGACGUGGAGUGGACGUGGAGUGGACGUGGACGUGGACGUGGACGUGGACGUGGACGUAGACGUGGACGUAGACGUGGACGUGGACGUGGACGUGGUCGUGGACGUGGACGUGGACGUGGACGUGGAGUGGACGUGGACGUUGACGUCGACGUAGACGUGGACGUGGACGUGGACGUGGACGUGGACGUGGACGUGGACGUGGUCGUGGACGUGGUCGUGGACGUGGACGUGGACGUGGACGUGGACGUGGUCGUGGACGUGGACGUGGAGGUGGACGUGGAGGUGGACGUGGAGGUGGACGUGGACGUGGACGUGGACGUGGACGUGGACGUGGACGUGGACGUGGACGUGGUCGUGGACGUGGACGUGGACGUGGACGUGGACGUGGACGUGGACGUGGACGUGGAGGUGGACGUGGACGUGGACGUGGACAUGGACGUAGAGGUGGACGUGGACGUGGACGUGGACGUGGACGUGGACGUGGACGUGGAGAACUUGGACGUGGACGUGGACGUGGACGUGGAGAACUUGGACGUGGACAUGGACGUGGACAUGGACGUGGACGUGGACGUGGACGUGGACGUGGACGUGGACGUGGACGUGGACAUGGACGUGGACAUGGACGUGGACAUGGACGUGGACGUGGACGUGGACGUGGAGUGGACGUGGACGUGGACGUGGACGUGGACGUGGACGUGGACGUGGACGUGGACGUGGACGUGGACGUGGACGUGGACGUGGACGUGGACGUGGACGUGGACAUGGACGUGGACGUGGACAUGGACGUGGACGUGGACGUGGACGUGGACAUGGACGUGGAACAUGGUCGUGGAUGUGGACGUGGAUGUGGACGAAGACAUGGUCGUGGAUGUGGACGUGGACGUGGACGUGGACGUGGACAUGGACUUAGACGUGGACGUGGACGUGGACGUGGACGUGGUCGUGGACGUGGACGUGGUCGUGGACAUGGACGUGGACGUGGACAUGGACGUGGACGUGGACGUGGACGUAGACAUGGACGUGGACCUGGACGUGGACGAGGACGUGGACGUGGACAUGGACGUCGACGUGGACGUAGACAGGGACAUGGACUUGGACAUGGACGUGGACGUGGACGUGGACGUGGACAUGGACAUGGACAUGGACGUGGACGUCAACGUGGACGUGGACAUAGACGUGGACGUGGACGUGGACAUGGACAUGGACACGUCCACGUCCAUGUCCACAUCCACGUCCAUGUCCACGUCCACGUCCAUGUCCACGUCCAUGUCCAUGCCCAUGUCCACGUCCACGUCCACGUCCAUGUCAUUUGCACUCUAA
Messenger RNA from Closterium sp. NIES-65, 2151 nucleotides. The record is from the annotation of a GenBank genome assembly. Lineage: Eukaryota; Viridiplantae; Streptophyta; Zygnematophyceae; Desmidiales; Closteriaceae.